AAGAUGACGCUGCUGUCGCUCACCGCGCAUCUCCGAGCUCCGCGCAGCUUCACCUUCUGCUGAGAAUAUUAUCAUUACUGAAACUAACAGCGCGCGGAACCACAGCGCAGAGAACCGCCGCGGAUAACCCUGAGACCUGUCCCCCUAAUGUGGUAGAGAUUCCACACUGUAAACCAGCGUUUACGGGGUAAAAAAGCGAGACAAAAUGGCCGAGCUGCCGAUGGGGAAGGGGGUAUCUGCGGGGAAGAUAGCGAGCAAUGUGCAGAAGAAAUUAACCCGGGCUCAGGAGAAGGUUAUGCAGAAGCUUGGAAAAGCAGAUGAAACGAAGGAUCUUGCAUUUGAAGAAGGAGUCAUUAACUUCAACAAACAACUGGUUGAGGGCACCAAACUGCAGAAAGACCUGCGAGCCUAUUUGGCUGCUGUAAAAGCAAUGCAUGAGUCCUCCAAGCGCCUCCAGGAGUGCCUGGGGGACAUGUAUGAGCCGGAGUGGUAUGGCAAAGAUGAAAUGGAUUCUGUUAUUGAGGACUCAGAUCUUCUAUGGACAGACUUUCACCAAAAACUGGUGGAUCAUGCCUUGAUCUCCAUGGACACUUACUUGGGCCAGUUUCCAGAUAUUAGGGCCCGUAUAGCGAAGCGAGACAGGAAACUGGUGGACUUCGACAGUGCUCGCCACACCUUUGCUGCUGUAAACAAGGGCAAGAAGAAGGAGGGCGGCAUCAAGAUUACUAAGCCAACGUCUUUACUGGAGAGGGCCACUCCAGGAUGGGCACAGGGGAUCCUUUCUGCUCAUAAUGUUGCUCAGACCAACCUGUCCAGGUGUCAGGCAGAGGAGGAGUUAGAGAGAGCACAGAAGGUGUUUGAAGAUAUUAAUGUUGAUCUUCAGGAGGAGUUACCAUCCCUCUGGAACAGUCGUGUUGGCUUCUAUGUCAACACUUUCCAGAGUGUGUCUGGCCUGGAAGAGAAGUUUCACAGGGAAAUAGGAAAGCUGAGCCAAAAUAUGAAUGAUAUAUUGGUGACACUGGAGAAUCAAGACAUGUCCAGAAAAGCAGGUAACCGAGGGGGGACAACGUCAACAGCGCAAAGGAGACCACAAGAUGCCAAUCACACGCUGAGCCCAGGAGGACCACCAGCCAUUCCAAAAUCUCCAUCUAAGCUGAGACCUGCUGUUCCUCCACCUCCGAAAGUCACUCCAUCCAAGGAUCUGAAGCAGGAGAACAUCAUUAACCUAUUUGAUGAGGCUGCUACUCCAGGCAUCAGUGUUACGUCCCCAACAGAAUAUAAUGAACCAGCCACUAGUAAUCUUCUGGAUAUGGACCUGGAUUCAUUUCAUGCUGCUACCACGCCAGUGGCAAACAAUCCGCCGAACUGGGAUUCUUGGGAGCAGCAAGCAGAGGGCCAAGCUGAAGCAGCUCAGACAUGGGACGAUGAUGGUAGCCAGCCUAAGCGCACUGAUUUGGGUGAUGCCGCUAGCCAGCCUUCUUGGGAUGAUGAUGGUAGUCAACCAGUGCGUGCUGCACCUGCCUAUUCUUCCUGGGAUGAUGAUGGCAGCAAGCCAGUGCGUGCUGCUGAUGCGGAGCCGACUUGGGACGAUGACGGGUCCCAGCCAGUGCGUGCUCCUGCUGCAGAGCGGACUUGGGACGAUGACGGGUCCCAGCCAGUGCGUGCUCCUGCUGCGGAGCCGACUUGGGACGAUGACGGGUCCCAGCCAGUGCGUGCUCCUGCUGCAGAGCCGACUUGGGACGAUGACGGGUCCCAGCCAGUGCGCGAUCAGGGUUUGGACAGUAAAGGGGCUCAGGCAGCAGAAAGUGCAGCAGUCACAGCAGAGCCACCUGCAACAGCAGCAGAAGCGACAAAUGGAAGCACAGAAGUGGAGAUGCCGCCAGGCUUCCUGUACAAAGUCCAAACAAUGCACGACUAUGCUGCUAACGACACAGAUGAGUUAGAGAUGAAGGCGGGAGACACUGUGCUUGUGGUGACUUUUGAUAACGCAGAUGAGCAGGAUGAAGGCUGGUUGAUGGGGGUGAGAGAGGUGGACUGGAUUGAGAAGAAAGAUCUCAGCAAAAAAGGCGUGUUCCCCGAAAACUUCACACAGAAAAUGUGAGCGCCGUGAUGUGACCUUGACUGUCAGUUUUCAUCCUUUGUUCUUCCUCCAUGAUACCUUGCUUCACCUUCAAAUGCAUGGAUGUUCUGUGAGACAAUAUUAGAGGGGAGCAGGCGGCCUCUGCAGAACACGACAUGCUUCGAGUACUUGAGGGAUGUUUGCAGUGGAGGAUGGUUGGUUGUAUUGUCAGUGGAUUUUUGUUUACAGUGUUUCUGUUGUGUGGCUGUGAGACUUUGCUGGUGUAUUAAGUUUAACUUUGCCUGUUCUUUGAGUAAAUUAAGUCUCUGGGAGGCAUAAUAUUGGUGUGCCAGCCUGUAAAAUAGUCAGACUUUAAACAUAUCCUUCUACAACUUAACAGGCUGUCAUUCCGUGCCCUCGGGCCCUUUUUAUUAAUCUGAAAAUACUUUAAGCAGUGAAGCCGUGUAGAAUAGCUAGAUUAAUAUACAAAACCCAUAGCUUUAUAAAAGUAUAAUAGAAACUCCUGGUAAUGUAGUUUAAUGUUUAACAGCGGAAUAAAACAAGCUGCAUGAUGCUCUUUGAACAAUUUUACAGUAAUCAUGUCACAGCUAAGGAAAAGGAGUGCAUAGGACAUCAUCUUUGUAUCUGCAGUGUAAUAGAUUUAAAUGUUUAAAAGAGGUAUGAAAAUGAAAUGGAAGGCACCCCCAACUUAAUGCUAUAUCUGAACAUUAUCUGUGUUUUAAAUAUAGUACAGACACUAUUCACUAUAUCAACAAAAUAACAAUAUACCAAUAUACCAGAACACUCACACACUCCAUCCUGCAGACUUACUUUCACAGUAAAUGUGUCACAUUGUAACCAACAAAAAAACAAAAACACACAAACACUGAAAUGUAUUCAUACAGCCACUGACGCAUAUGCAGCUCUUCUGUACACUUAAGAACAUAUACAGUAUUUUGCUCAGGAUUACAGAGAACACUAAGCAUUAACACUGUGCCCAGCCUGGCCCUCCACUUAUUUAUUGUGUAGACAAUGUAAAUGUGUUCAGAGAUGUUGUGCUGUUUGUUAUAUUCUAUUAUUUAUUUUUCUCAGUUUCCUUGCUAUGUAGUGCUUAUUAACCCUCUGGAAUCUGAAGCCUUUCAUGCACGUCCAAGGUAGUCUGACGACAUCCAUUGCGUCUACAGCUUAGAGAGAAUAAGUUAAUCUGCUGCAGCUGAGAAUCAGUCAUUUUGAUAUAAAUAUUAAAGUUUUAAUGAAUGAACCAUCAAAUUUUGCAACCUAAUGCUGCCUUCAAGUCUGCCAUUAUUUUUUGAGGGAACUGAGUUUGGAUUUGCAGUUUUGGAGCUUACAAAUUAAACAUGAUAUCUAAUCAAGUGUUUUUUUGUAUGAAACAACACGAAUGCUAAAAAAAAUGCUAAUAUUCUUUUUCCAGCUAAAAUUAAACAUAUUUACAGUUACUGCAAACAAACAAAGCAAUGUUAAAGCACCAAAAUGUUUCUGGCCUGACUUGCAGCGUGCAGCAUGACUCAUAGACUGAACCAUUCCUUUUUUUACUUACUUUGAUCCCACAACACACCAAAAUAUAUUCAGUUUCACCCUUACAUUUGGUAUAGUUAAUACAUAUAUAGUUAUUUGAUUAAGUCUCAGACUCCAGAGGGUAAAAACACAAAAUUGUAUAAAUAAUUCCAUUAUUUAUUGUAAUACACUGAAUACCUGCGAAUACCUAUAAUACCUAUUUCCUCCAAAUGUGUAAUUAUGCAAUAAUGUCUUCUGCCACCAUGUUCUUAAAGAUGUAUCUAAGAUAUUGACAUGUUGUGAUUGGAAGAGGAAGCUUUUUGUCAAAUUGUGCUGAGUAACUGCUCUCCCUCCGAUGGUGCAACUUUCAGCCACAACCAGGAAUAUGCAUAAUAUUUAUUGAAUCCUGUUACACUGUAUUUAUAGUUUUAUUUUUGUACAUUGUGAGACAAAUGAGGGUUGAGGAGACAGUGAUGAGUGUUUAUAGUAUAAAAAAAACUCCUAUGUGCCAUGGACUGGAUUCUUGACUGAAUUUCUAAACAAUCUACAGGAAUACUGAGUAUCUUGUGCUUUGGUUCUUUGUUGAUUCUUUUCACGUGUUCUAUUGGAAGCUUAACUUAACUUAACUUAACUUCUCUUGUGUGUUACUGUAUCUGCUAACAUGAACUUUAACCUUCCGUAUGGUGACAUGGUCCAUGAAGAGGGGAGAUAAACUAGGCCCAUUCCUGUGCUUAUUUUUGUCUCUUAUUUUGUUUUUCUUUAAUGAGACACUUCUCAUGUGGUCCAGCAUGGAAGAGUUUCAUCCAACCAUGCAGGUUUUUUGUGUGUUUGUUUUUGUAUCCUUCACUGCAAAUGAAAUUACUUGUGUUUAAAGGCAAAAAAGUGAGUAAUUAACACACUUGAUAUAGCUCUAGUUGAUAAGAUUUGAUUAGAUCUUAGUAAAUAAACUGAGUGGGCGGAAGAACACUUUUCCCUCCUGUACUUCAGCAUAACGAGAGUAUACUUGCUUCUGUUUUUGUGCCAGUGCACUUGUAAAUGUGAACAUGGUGUCAUUAUGUGGAGCUUCACUGAUGAAGAUGUGUAAUAUUCUCUGAACAAAUCUACAGUAUAUGUGUGGCCAUUGUGUGAAUGUGACCGAGGCAUGCUUAACCUCAUGUACAGUGUGUUGGUGUAUUUAUUUAUGUUCUCUUGCUGAGGUGGGUUGGAGGUCCAGGCCCACCAUAAGCCUCUAUAAGCCAUGAGUGUUCCUAUUCUUCAGCCGUGCACCCUACUGUCAGAUCAAUGCUAAUAAACAUUGGUUUAAACCUGG
This is a messenger RNA of Astyanax mexicanus (Mexican tetra), 4883 nucleotides long. RefSeq names its product myc box-dependent-interacting protein 1 (gene bin1a). The record is from RefSeq and is a predicted model, not a curated record. Gene Ontology annotation, molecular function: phospholipid binding; tau protein binding. The coding region runs from base 206 to 2101 and encodes 631 amino acids. NCBI's taxonomy places the organism in Eukaryota, Metazoa, Chordata, Actinopteri, Characiformes, Acestrorhamphidae. Gene Ontology annotation, cellular component: synaptic vesicle; cytoplasm; plasma membrane. The transcript has 20 exons.